Molecule: messenger RNA, 1097 nt
Organism: Aspergillus neoniger CBS 115656
Lineage: Eukaryota; Fungi; Ascomycota; Eurotiomycetes; Eurotiales; Aspergillaceae
Product: putative GAJ protein
Exons: 3
Coding region: 128-820 (230 amino acids)
Biological process (GO): reciprocal meiotic recombination
Molecular function (GO): double-stranded DNA binding
Source: RefSeq, a predicted model, not a curated record
CUCAACUCCAUCCAUCUUACUCAACCUCAAAAAGGAAACACCUUGCCCCCCUCCCCUCUCCACAGGGUCCAGACAUAAGCAAAAGUCCAAGACACACAGCAAGUAGCUAAAGGCUACCUGCCUGACCAUGCCGCCUAAACUUUCCAGGAGUGCCAAACAAGCCCUGAUCGUCUCACAUCUGCGGGCUACGGGGACGUGCCACACCCUGAAGGAUCUGGAGAAGAUGAUCCCGUCGGUGGCCUCAAUCAAUGGAAUGCAGGUGAAGGAGUACAUUCAGGAAUUGACCGAUGAGGGACGGAUCCGGGUUGAGAAGAUCGGUAGUGGGAAUUGGUAUUGGUGUUUUGGGGGAGAGGAGAAGAAAGAACGCGAGGAGCGGAUCCGGAGGUUACGGAGGGAGGUGGACCGGGUCCGAGGGAGUUGGGAAGAUGCGGAGGCUAGAUUGUCUGCGCGGAAGCAGGCGAGAGUGCAGGAAGAGGGCGAAGAGGCGCAUGGGGAUGGGGAAGGGAAUGGUGAGGAAGAGCGCCGGAGAUUGAUGGAGCAGAAGGCUGUGCUCGAGCGGGAGACACAUCAACUGCAGGGGGAGUGGAUGGCGUUGGCGACAAGUUCGGAGGGGAAAAGCUUACCGCAGAUUAAAGAGGAGACGGAGGAGUAUCGGCGACUGGCACAUCAGUGGACGGAUAACAUCUACAUCUUGGAAGGGUAUGUGGAUAAGAUGACCGGAGGGGAUCGGGAAGUGUUGCGGAUGGUGCAGCGGGAAUGUUAUGGGGAAGAAUACGUGGAGGGGGAAGGAUUGCGUGAGCUAGAGAUGGAGAUGAAGUAGUCCUGUUCUGGUCACUAAUGGAUGGAUUGGAUGUGGUUGAUGCUUAGGAAUGAUUAGUGGUGGUGGUGGUUGUUAUUAGGAUGGGCCGUCAUGGAAUCCAUCAAUCCAUCCGUCGGGAAGUUUGUCAGCGGCUUCUCACCACUAGUUUUAACUACUAGUAGUACUUUGUGGUUAACUUGGUCCAUUUGAGGGGACUAAUUCGUUAGUCGGUUUUAUUUCGAGUUAAUGAGCCACGAGUGGUGGUCAAUGUGACUAGUCAAGGAGAGGAAAAUGGUGG